AAAAAGAAGAAACCAAACUCUGUAAUUGAGUUUCCAUGGCAUUAGCUCUGUCAAUGAGUAAUACCUUGAUUUACAGAAGGAGCAGUCGAUGCGGAGAGUUGGCGAAGAACAGACGAUCUCAUUCAAAUCUCGUCUUCUCCAUCUCUUGCUGUCAUGAACCAACGGGAAAAACACAGAAAGAAGAUGAAGGAUUGUUUGGAAAGACAGAAAAGGUAGGGAAGUUGUUGAAGGAGAAAUUGAAUUUGGAUCUGAAUCCUAAACAGAAAGGUGACUGGAAGGAUUUGAUGUUGAUGAGCUUAUCUUUUGCGGUUUAUGUGUAUAUAUCCCAACAGAUUGUCUCUGCUUACUUCGCGUAUUGGAUCUCCAUUCCCAAACCUUCCUGGUAGACUUUUUAUAUUUAUAUAUAUAAUUAAUUUAUAUUUAGAUA
Molecule: messenger RNA, 427 nt
Organism: Carica papaya (papaya)
Lineage: Eukaryota; Viridiplantae; Streptophyta; Magnoliopsida; Brassicales; Caricaceae
Product: RNA/RNP complex-1-interacting phosphatase
Source: RefSeq, a predicted model, not a curated record